AUGGGAGGUUAUGAAGCAGCAGGCAUGGAUGCUGUGACCAUCGUCAUUAAAGAGUGUAUCAGCCUGUCGACGACUAUGAGGAAGUUCUCUAAAUUAACUUCACAGUCAGGUGUCGUUGCACUGUUAGCAGGAAAUAGUGAGAUAUUUAACGAUGAUAAGAAUAUUCACAAGUUUUCAAAACAUAAGCAAGCCAACAAGCCCAAUGAUCCAUACCUAUCAGGCUUUAUACAACUAAGACUAAUGCUGAAUAAACUGAAUAGCCUCGAUGAAGUCGACUCACUCACAGUUCUUCAACCAUUCCUGAUCUUACUAACAGCUAGCUCAGUUUCGGGUUACAUCACAUCUCUGGCUUUGGACUCCUUACAGAAAUUUUUCACUAUGAAUAUUAUCAAUGAAAACUCCAAGAAUUAUAAAGUUGCAUACAGAGAACUGAUAGAGGCCUUAACACAUUGCCGAUUUGAAAGUUCCUCUCAGAUAUCAGAUGAUGCCGUAUUAUUCAAGGUGCUGCUGCUGACAUGCAAUGUUAUAAAUUCUCCUUAUGGCGAUGUAAUAACAGACUCUUUAAUGUAUGAUGUAUUACAAACAAUACUAACUUUGGCCUGUAAUAAUAGGAGAAGCGAUGUUUUACGGAAGGCAGCUGAAGAAAAUAUUAUUUCAAUCACAUAUAAGCUGUUCUCCAAAAUCAAAAACUUUAAGAAGUCCGAUAUUUCAGGAAUUUAUGUUAAUGAUGAAGCAUAUGCCAACAAUGCCUUGAACGGAGAUUCAUUUGGUAUCACCUCACCAUCUGCUGAUGAUCUCUCUGUAUUGUCUACCGUAGACUCACCAGCUCCAGCGAACAUUGAUUCAAAACUGGAAGGAACCAAAGACAAUGAAACAAAUGAUAAUGAUAGUUCGAUUUUCACAAAGACUGAGGAAAUAUCUAUCCAGAAUGCGGAUAAUUUGGGAACUCAAGAUGAAGAAAAAGAAAAUCCUAAUGAGUCAUUUAAUAGCAUAGAGAGUAAAACUAAUGUCGAAGUUCAAAAUGAAAACAACAGAAUUAUAAACGAAAGCGAAGAAGAGCCUUAUGGACUACCUGUUGCUAGACAGUACUUAAGCUUGCUACUAUCUUUGAUUCUUCCAGACCAAAAAAUUAAACACACUACUACUACGAGAAUCUUUGCAUUAAAGCUAAUCAAUGUUGCAACUGAAGUAACAGGUGAUAAACUUCCAUUGCAUCCAAGACUAUUUAACCUGGUAUCAGAUCCAAUUUUCAAGUCAGUGUUAUUUAUUAUUCAGUCUACAGACAAGCUGUCAUUGCUACAAGCGGCAUUGCAACUAUUUACGACAUUUGUUGUUAUUCUGGGCCAAAGAUUGCAACCACAAAUCGAACUCACAUUGAAAAGAAUAUUUGCAAUAUUAUCGGAUGACGAUGGGAAAUCUCAGAAGAAGACUGGUAAUAAUACAGAAAAAACGAAGUUCAAAUCACCAGCUGUCAAGGAACUUCUUGUCGAACAGAUUGCAAUCUUAUGGUCAAGGUCACCACUAUAUUUUACCUCCACAUUUAUAGAUUUCGAUUGUAACUUGGAUAGAACUGAUUUAUCAAUCAAGUUCUUGAAAGUGUUAGCAAAGCUAUCUCUUCCUGAGAGUGCCAUUAGCACAACUCCUUCUGUACCCCCUAUAUGCUUAGAAGGCCUUAUAUCAUUUGUGGAUGAUUUAUAUGACCAACUGCGUUCACUUGAUAGAAACAAAUAUUUGGAGGUGUCUAAUGAUAUACCCGACUUAUUAAAGCAACGGGAAUUAAAAACCGAAUUUAUCAGAUGUGCAGAAGCUUUUAAUAAAAAGCCUAAAAAUGGUGUACCAAUGUUAAUCGAAAAGAACUUUAUACGCUCGGAUAAAGACAGAGAUAUAGCUGAGUUUCUUUUUGAGAACAAUUCUAGGCUGAACAAAAAAACUUUAGGUUUGUACUUAUGUGACCCUAAAAAGACAGGACUUUUACAAGAAUUUAUAGAUUUUUUUGAUUUCAAAGGUUUGAGAGUUGACGAGGCCAUUCGUGUUUUAUUAACUAAGUUUAGACUGCCAGGUGAAUCCCAACAAAUUGAAAGAAUAGUCGAGGCGUUCUCCAAAAAAUAUGUGGCUGAUCAAAAUUACAAUCCAGAAAAAUUAACAGUUGAUGAAGAAGAAGAGGAUAUGGAAUCAAUACAACCAGAUUCAGACUCAGUAUUUGUAUUGAGUUAUUCUAUUAUCAUGCUAAACACUGAUCUACAUAAUCCACAAGUUAAAGAGCAUAUGUCUUUCGAGGAUUAUUCUGGAAAUUUGAAGGGCUGCAAUAAUUCCAAAGACUUCCCGUUCUGGUAUUUAGAUAGAAUUUACUGCUCGAUAAGAGAUAAGGAGAUAGUUAUGCCAGAAGAACACCAUGGUAACGAGAGAUGGUUUGAAGAUGCCUGGAAUAAUUUGAUAUCCUCCACAACUGUUGUCACUGAGGUUGAUCAUAAUUCAACAUCUACCACAGAUAACUUAACUCUGUUAGAGCUUGAGAAGUUCAACAAAGCUAUAUGUGUAGAAUUGGGUGAACUACUUGUGAAUACUUUCUUCAAGAUAUUUAUUAUUGCAACUGAUGACCAUAUCUCUACCAAAAUGCUGGGAAGCAUAGAAAAAUUUGCUUACAUAUCUUACUUUUUUGAAAUGAAGGACCUCUACAAUGACAUUAUGCACAAAAUUGCUGUAAGAACCUCUCUGCUAAAAAAUCCUUCUGACGAGAUGGCUACUUCUGAGCAGGCGAACGAGGAUUUGAUUCCACUUGUUGAGAUAAAAAUCGAUGAUGAGGAGCAACAAAGCAUCGUGGUUAGUAACGCAAGUGUGAGAAUAGGUCGGUCAUUUAAAGCUCAAUUAGCGUGCAUGACGUUAUUCAGAUUGUUUCAAAUGAACGAAGAUCCCACCUUACUACAAGAUAGAAUUUGGAGUGAUAUUGCAGAUAUAUUGACUGCACUAUAUCAAAAUUUACUAAUUUCUCCUGAUAUAUUCCCUGACUUACAAAACAGGUUAGUAUUGAGUAAUUUACCAAGAAGAAACCCCGACCUCACUAUUAGCCGUACAACUGAAAAUCGUGGCUUCUUAUCUACUUUUGCAUCAUAUUUGAAAGGUGAUGAAGAACCAACAGAAGAAGAUAUCGAAGCUGCAGUAAAAGCACAAGAAUGUGUCAAGAACUGUGGUAUUCCAUCAUCUCUAUUUGGCAACGAAAAAAAUAUAACUCCAAUACUCAUGCGCAAGUUACUUGGUUCUGUAGAUUUAGAGAAGAACUCCGAAAAUUCCUCUUAUUUUGAAUCCCAGAUUUUGUUUAUGUCAGAAUUGGUUGUCGGAUUAUUUUUAUUCUCAAAGGACGAUAAAGAAACUGGUGAGUAUAUUGUUAAAACAUUAUUUGAAUUCAGCGAGUUAGCGGAUUUGAGCAAAAGAUGUGUUAGAAGAUUAAUGACUUACAAAGUGCUACUGCUAUCCAUAUUGGAGGUAGAUCCAAAGUAUUUGGAUAAAAUAUUUAGUGAAGACUUCUUGAAGAAUGAAGUUGCAUUUGGGGAGAAAUAUUUGCAUUCCAAGCAUGGAAAAGUCCUCAUUAAAAGCCUUUUAACUGUCUCAGAAAUAGAACAUUAUAGAAGGCACAUAACUAACCUGGAAAAUUUCUGGACUUUCCUAAGAAAACUUUCAGUUAAUAAGGACUAUGUCAGUGACAUAUACCUCUAUGCCGACCAGUUGUUGAAAAGCAGUAAACAUGUUAUAACGGAGAAAAAUUUUAUGUGGGUCCUUGGCUUACUUGAUGAAAUCUCAUCAUUUGGAUCUGUGGGUAGUAAAUGGGAAAAAGAAUACAGUACUUUAGUUGCGACAGGCCACAAAGUGGAGAAGGAAAAUCCAUUCCAAGAGCUGGUAGAAGUGUCGUUAAGAUCAAUCAACCUUACAGCACAUUUAAUGGACCAAAGUAACUUCCCUGACUUUUACACUAAUGAGGUUAUUAUUGCCAUCGUUCAAGCCUUAGCUCACCAAUGUACCAACCCAUGCGAGCAACUGAGAUCAUAUGCGGUUAGUUCUCUGCAGGAUUCACUAAUAGAGAGAAUACAGAUACCUUCUGACCAAGUCCAAUCAUUAGAACAAAUCCUAGAGCAAGGGAUAUUACCUAUCUUGCUGCCAGAAGGUCAAAACGCUAACUCUCAGCAUAUGAAGGAAGUGUUCCCAAUGAUAACCAAGGUUUACUUUCACUACUUGAAAAAGGGAUCGACUACUAACGAUACAUUCUUAAAAGUACUGAACAUGUUUAACAGCUGUGUUGAAGACCCUGAGAUAGAAAACCAACUACAACAAUUUAUUAUUAUGAAGAAAGAAAUAGAAGCUGAAUCAACUUAG
Nakaseomyces glabratus is the source of this 4365-nucleotide messenger RNA. RefSeq names its product Arf family guanine nucleotide exchange factor GEA2 (gene GEA2). The record is from RefSeq and is a predicted model, not a curated record. Gene Ontology annotation, biological process: regulation of ARF protein signal transduction. Lineage: Eukaryota; Fungi; Ascomycota; Saccharomycetes; Saccharomycetales; Saccharomycetaceae. Gene Ontology annotation, molecular function: guanyl-nucleotide exchange factor activity.